This is a messenger RNA of Talaromyces atroroseus, 3507 nucleotides long. RefSeq lists its product as hypothetical. Lineage: Eukaryota; Fungi; Ascomycota; Eurotiomycetes; Eurotiales; Trichocomaceae. The transcript has a single exon. Gene Ontology annotation, cellular component: nucleus. The record is from RefSeq and is a predicted model, not a curated record. Bases 1 to 3507 code for a protein of 1168 amino acids. Gene Ontology annotation, molecular function: histone deacetylase activity.
AUGGCAGACCAAGCUUAUGCUCAGCCGCCGUCGCCAGAUGAGCCUCCCCUCCCCGGCAUGGCCUCUCACAACCUCGCCGACAAUUUCCACCGUCUGUCGCUGGCAACCACCGUCUCGUCCGCGAGUCCUCUCCUCGCCUCGUCGCCCACUCCCUCGCCUCGCUCGCCAAGCCAGGCCUCGUCGCGAAUGCGCAACGUUUCCUCGUCUGCGACCCCUGUCUCCUCGAGGGCGAAACCCGGCGCAUUGAGAAAGACCACCAGCACCGCCUCCCUGCGGGACGAGCGUCGGCUCUCUACUCAUUCUUUACAGAAGCGCCCCUCUACGACUUCGCUGAGAUCCGUGAGUGUGAGCAAAGACCAAGCUCGCCCUAGCUUGUCGCGCCGCUCUUCGUCCAAUGUCCUUGGCACCAUGUAUUCGCCCAAGACCUCUAUUAUGGAAGCGCCCACUGCUUCUUCCAUUGCGGCCGAUCAUUUCAAAGCUGAGCUCACUCGACAUGAAGCAGUAGACCUGCAAUCCAAAACUGCCGUCAUUAUUCAAGACGCCUGCUACGGUCAUCGUUACUCUCGGCCUUAUACUAGUAGAGAAGGUCUCUCAACUAUCGUCGAACGGCCUGAGCGAAUGCGUGCUAGUCUUCUCGGAUUGUCGACGGCGUACAUUCGUGUUGGCAAGCGACACACCGGUUCGUCAUUUGCGCCUCAUCCAGACCUUGACAUUGAUCUGCUCCCGCCCCCGCCUUUUCAGAUUCGCAAAUCCAAACGAGCUGUGCCCUUAAACUCCCCCGCUGUGACUUAUGUGCAUGGAGACAAAUGGAUGGAAGACCUACGGACUAUGUGCGAUGCAGCUGAAUCUCGCCUGGCCUUGAAUGGAAAGGAAAUCGUGCGACCGAGGAGUGCUUCCAAAAAGGAUACUGAAGAAAAACAGCUACACGAUGGCGAUCUGUAUUUAUGUCCGGAAUCUCUGGAAGCCUUCCAAGGCGCCUUGGGUGGCGUAUGCGAUGCGGUAGACACGGUUCUGGGUGCCAAUCUGACUAAACGAGUUUUCGUCUGCAUCCGACCCCCUGGCCAUCAUUGUGCCUCCUCCGACCCGUCAGGAUUCUGCUGGCUCAACAACGUCCAUGUUGGCAUUGCACACGCCGCGAUGACCCAAGGAUUGACCCAUGCCGCAAUCAUUGAUUUCGACCUCCACCAUGGCGAUGGAUCUCAGGCUAUCGCAUACAAGCAGAAUGAGCAUGCUUGGUAUCUUCAGCAACGCGGUGGCGCGACGGCCAGAAACGCAGCCCAACACAAAAAGACUGCCAUCGGUUAUUAUAGUCUGCACGAUAUCAACUCUUUUCCUUGUGAAAAUGGCGAAAUGGAUAAGAUUGUCAAUGCUAGUGUUUGCAUUGACAACGCUCAUGGCCAGUCGAUUUGGAAUGUGCAUCUCGAAUCAUGGAGGACACAAAACGAAUUUUGGAAGCUCUAUAACGACAAAUACUCGGUUCUGCUUGAGAAAGCUCGAAGCUUUCUCCGCUUGCACACUCAGCGUCUUGAAAGUACUGACGGUGGCCCCGCCCCCAAGGCUGCAAUAUUCAUAUCUGCUGGCUUUGAUGCAAGCGAGUAUGAAGGCGCUGGAAUGCAGCGACACAAAGUCAAUGUGCCCACAGACUUUUAUGCCCGCUUCACGGCUGACGUGGUUCGAUUGGCAGAGGAAGAAGGGCUCGGUACCGAAGGUCGAGUCAUCAGUGUGUUGGAAGGCGGCUAUAGUAAUCGAGCGCUAGCAAGCGGAGUGCUUAGCCAUCUCUCUGCACUCGCAGACACUCAAACUCCUGAUGAUGUGUCCAAUGCUCGAAAUCGUCUAGCUUCUGAGAUGAGCGGGCGAUUGGGCCUAGAUCUUGGUGAGACAGAUCAGACAUCUUUGGAUCAAGAUGAGUAUACCGGUCCUGCCUUUGAAUCCGACUGGUGGGCUCCUGAUCUAUUGGAUGAAUUGGAGUUCCUGGCAUUUCCUCCUCCCCCUCCGCCUACCAAAAAGACGCAAAAGUCUAGCCCGACCUAUUUCUCUCCUACUCAAGCAUCUUCUGCGAAGGUCGUGAUUCCACUGCGAGAGCGAAAGUCGUCGGCAAAUCUUACUGUUGAUGAAUAUGCUACAGAACCGCUUCCCGAAGUGGGCUGGGCCACUUCUGCACAUGAGCUAUGGAAAUGUCUCAUACCUGGUGACCGUGAAACCUUGAGUUUUCAGUUUGAAGAGCUUAAAGUCAAGGCUGCGGAAGCCAAGAAAAAAAAGUUGGCAAACGUCGAGGUUCCAGCGACACCGAUGUCUGGGAACCGCAGACAACUUCGUACCAGAACGAGCAAGACAACAUCACCAGAUACCCCUGCUUCGAAGGCUCAAACGCCCCGUCGAACCAGCACCCGCAAUACUCGUCGCACUACCAUUGGGUCUGCUAGUGACUUGCCGGAGCCUCUUUCGUCAGAGCCACAGUCUGCGAAACCUCAGCGCCGGAGACAGAGUGCCAUGGGGACUGUUCCCGAGGCGAGCGAUAACCCUUCUGAAUCUGGUAGCAGAACCCCAACUCGUGCUAGCUCGCGGCUAUCAUCUAUUCCGAGUCAGACACCUGCUGGAGGGGUUGUGAAUAAAAAGACACGGGUUUCCAACGGCUCGCGCACAGGAACACCAAAACGAAAUGCAAGUCCGCAAAAAGUGCCGCCGCUGCCCAAAGUGCCAUCGCUGUACAUGCACACCCAAAAUACCGCUCCCACCAGCACAGCAACUUCACAAAUCACAGCCGAUGCGGAUGCAAACACGAUCGGUAACGAUGAGACAGAAAAUUCCAUUGAGGAUCUUUCAACCGGUAUCAAAAAAUUAAGCAUAAAGCUCAAAGUUCCGUCACCAGAGGAGAAUGCAAUACGGGAGAAAAAGGCUGCUGAGCAACGUAGAAAGGCAGCAGCAGCAAAGAAAGCAGCAGCAAAAACAGACCGUAACACAAUUUCCAAGCCAAGCUCGAAAAAUGAACAGACUGCCUCAGUUAAACCACCACAGUCUGCGCGCAAGGCCUCCGGAAAAGCUGCCAAACGCGUUGAAGAUGGGGUUCCCAUAAAAAUUGAAACUCCUCCAGCAUUACCUACACCGGAAGCCCGCAGUGCAUAUCCUUCAAUGGAAUCAUACCACGGGUUAAAUGGUGCAGUUUCACAGCAGUAUAAGGUGCCAUUGUCUCCGGUGCCACCCCUUGAAUUUCCACCAACUUCGGCACCUCCAAGUGAUAAUGCAUCAUCCACGCAGCCUCCCGGUAUGGUACAGUCACCUAUGAUCCCAAAUAAUGUCAACCAUGGAAGCUUGCCUGUCUUCACCUCUACAAGUCAUAUCCCCUUUGCUCUGCCUUCCGAUCGGGAGGAUCAGUCGAACAAUCACCAUCAGUCUCAGCCUUAUCCCCGAUCAGGCUUUGGUGCAAGCCAGCAAUUUCCGCAUGCUGGACCUCAAAAAUCACGGCCAAACUAUUCGGCCUACGCUCAGCAGCAGCAUUUCGAUGCCUGA